CAAUCGGGCCUUUACACUCUAUCGCUUGGUGCUUAAUAAAGAAGGAGGGUGGAGAGAAAGAGAGAGAGUUAGAGGAAGCACCCUCUCCCCCCCCAAUGGAAUUUACAAAGUUUUGCAACUGCUCGCAAAAGGCAGAGUGUCUCUCAGCUUGUCACAGCAAUUGCUGAUAAAAUACCCGUCGUCUCUUCCAAACUGCGUGUGUGUCCUUGGAAAGAUGAACAGAAGGUCGGUUGAACUUGAAGCGGAUGCAGACGGACAUGCAACCCAUCAAAGUCCGCCAAGCUUCCCCACAAACAAGAAGGUGGAACUGGGGAAGAAAGUGACGUUGCUCUCUGGGAUUUCUGUCAUCGCCGGGGUCAUCAUUGGAGCGGGGAUCUUCAUCUCCCCAAAGGGAAUCCUCAAACACUCAGGCAGUGUUGGAAUGUCUCUCAUCGUGUGGAUCGCUUGUGGUGUGCUUUCACUCUUUGGAGCCUUGUCCUACGCUGAGCUGGGAACUAGCAUUCAGAAAUCUGGUGGGCAUUACACGUACUUACUGGAGGCUUUUGGCCCACAUGUGGCUUUCAUUAGUCUAUGGGCUGAUCUCACAGCUAUCAGGCCUGCAGGGAUGGCAGUCAUUUCUCUGGCAUUUGGUCAGUACAUCCUGGAGCCUUUGUUCAUGCCCUGUGGUGUUCCACCUAUGGCUGUCAAACUGACCACAGCCAUUGGAAUCACUUCAGUAAUGUACACUAACAGUAUGAGUGUGACAUGGACAGCUAGGAUUCAAAUCUUCCUUACCGUCUGCAAGCUGGUGGCCCUCAGCAUCAUCAUUUUUCCUGGGCUAUACCAUUUCUUCACAGGGGAGACCCACAACUUUGAGAAUGCCUUUGAUCUACACAAUGUGAAGUUGUCUUCUUUGCCUCUGGCCUUCUACUCUGGGAUGUAUGCAUACGCUGGGUGGUUCUAUCUCAAUUUUGUCACAGAGGAAAUUGAUAAUCCUGAGAGGACGGUGCCCUUGGCCAUCUGUAUCUCCAUGGCGAUUGUGACGACCUUCUAUGUGCUGAUUAACGUGGCGUACUACACCGUGAUGUCAGCCGACGAGCUCCUGGCCUCAGAGGCAGUUGCUGUGACGUUUGCAAAUAAAUUGAUGGGGGAUUUCUCGUUAGCAGUGCCAGUAUUUGUGGCCAUGUCAUGCUACGGAUCCAUGAAUGGUUGCCUCUUGGCCCUGUCAAGGACGUUUUUGGUUGCGUCACGUGAAGGACAACUACCUCAGGUUUACUCCAUGAUUCACCUCCGCAGAAACACCCCAAUAGCUGCCGUCCUCAUACUGUAUCCACUGACCAUCCUCCAGCUGUUUGUGGGAGACAUCUACAGUCUGUUGAACUUCAUGAGCUUCCUGCGGUGGCUAAAGAUUGGUGUGGUCGUGUUCGGUUUAGUCUACCUUCGAUACACCCAACCCGACCUCCCACGUCCCUUUAAGGUUCCGAUCUUCGUCCCAGUGGUGUUUGGCCUUACUUGUUUCUUCAUGGUCUUCCUCUCUCUGUACUCGGACCCAGUCAACACUGGAACUGGAUUUGCCAUUUCUCUGACAGGGGUCCCAGCCUACUACAUAUUCGUUCGCUUCAACUGUAAGCCUAAGUGGUUGCAGAGGGCUUUAGAUUGGAUCAACAGAACCAUACAGAUUCUCCUGGAGGUGGUUCCUGCUGACCAAUAACUGCUUGACCAUCCCACAAUAACUCUUUAGACUCAGAUACUGGAACUACUGUAUCAGGAUCCCGAUUGAUAUGGAUGUUUUGGGCUGAUGUGAUAUUCGGGAAUAAAAAAUUCCAACAAACGUUAUAUCGGCCGAUUCGAUUUUUACAGUUUUCAAUUUAAAAAAAAUAAGGAAAUAGCUUGAAUAAUGGCUUUGAACCCUUCUUACAAAGAUUUAAAUAGAUACUAUUUUCAGAUACUUCUAUUGUCAGAAAUUGUGUUGCAAAAGCAGCGUAUGAACAAUUUGGACAUAUAAUAAAUCAAAAAUAUGAUGUGUAAAAGGGUCGUAAAAUAUUCAUUCAAAGGCUGUAUGAAAGAAUCCACUUACUUUCACAUGGCCCCUCACUAGGCCAAAAAGUACAACUUAUUUAGCAAAUAUCUAUUCUAUAAUGGAUAUAUUCGGCCAAAAUGGCCAUUAAAUUAACUGAUUUAAUAGGCGGACCGAUUAUGUAAUCGGUGGGUCUUAUUAUUCCUUUCUAAGAAAAACGCUAUAUACAAUAGUCCCUCGUUUAUUGCAGUUAAUUGGUUCCAGACCCACUGUGAUAACUUAAUUUCUGCGAAGUAGGAUUCCUGUUUUAUAAAUGGAAUAUUUUCAUAGUCAAUAGAAAACCUGUUUACAACAUUCUAAAUAGUUUUUAACCUUAUUAUAGCCCUUUAGGUAUAAAAUAACAUCACUAUAGAGACCAUUACACUCCUAUUACCCAAUAUAGUAGACAUUAUAAGAGAAAUUGAGCUAUUUAAGACCUAAAUAUUUGUGCUUGUGUGUGUUUCUGUAAAUGUUUUCCAGUGCUCAGGGAGCUGAGUGGAGGGCGAACAAGAAGUGAUAUUGGGGGUUCAGAACUGAGUUUUAGUUUGCCAUGUGUUACGACCGCAACAGUGGCCCGUGUUAGGGAUUAUUGUGUCUGUUGGGAGAUAAUUCAAACCUGCAAUAAAAGAUAGAUAGACAGAUAGAUAGAUAUAUAGCUAGAUAGCUAGAUAGAUAGCGAGAUAGAUAGAUAGCUAUCUAGAUACUUUAUUGAUCUCCAAGAGAAAUUCAAGCCUUUUGUUCUGGAGAUCAAGUCUGGUGCUUGUGUGUCUCACCAAACAUUACAGUAAUAUUACUGAGAACUAGUGACCAGUGUAGAAUUCUACAUAUCACGUCUCUGAAUACGUCUUCUGAAUGCCUUAUAUUUGUAUUUUAAUUCAUUUUGCCAUUUUAAUGACUGAAAAUGAUAUUCAUUCAUUUUGGCAAAGUAUGUGUACAAUGUGGUUAAAUAUGCAUAUUUUUGUACUAAUAAUAUAAAUGGUUCAUUAUAUAAAAAAAAACGGUGUUACAGUGAAGCCGCAAAAUGAUGAGAAGCGGGGAGAGAUUACUGUACCUCCAUUUUAUUAGUGAAAGAUAAAUGUUAACAUUGGCGCCGGCUUUGGUCAUUCAUUCAUUUUCUAUGCUGCUUGUCCUUGCUUUUGGUCAAUUACUGAUUAUUUUCUAAUGGCUGUGAUUGCCCAAUUCAAUCGGGCGGCAGUUUAAUCAGUUGGACCCUACCGUACAUCGUCAUAUAAAUUCAGUAAAAAGGAAAAGAUUCAAAGGAGAGAUUUGUACAACUACGAGUCAAUUAGUUUGUGUGUUUUUGUGCAUCAGUCGUAUCCCAUGUUGUUAUUUGCAACAGCCUUCAUUAUGCAUUAUCUUUUACUGAACCAUGUAUACGUAUUGCACCUAUACAAUGUUUUUAUGA
Molecule: messenger RNA, 3440 nt
Organism: Dunckerocampus dactyliophorus (ringed pipefish)
Lineage: Eukaryota; Metazoa; Chordata; Actinopteri; Syngnathiformes; Syngnathidae
Gene: slc7a11
Product: solute carrier family 7 member 11
Exons: 12
Coding region: 215-1690 (491 amino acids)
Biological process (GO): amino acid transmembrane transport
Cellular component (GO): membrane
Molecular function (GO): L-amino acid transmembrane transporter activity
Source: RefSeq, a predicted model, not a curated record